CACAAAUGUCGUCCUUCCGAGAUAUGCGCAAGCAGAUCAUUCAAUGAGUCAGAAUUGAAUCCGGCGCCAUUGUCCCUUUUUUACUCCCUCAAUGAUUCCUAUCCUUCCCAGACAUCUGAUAUCAUAGCUGCGCACUGCCGUACUCAAUCGACGGCAGUGAGCCUUGAAGCUGACUUGGCUUACUUAAACCCGGUGUCGUAUCAAGGACUGUCGCCUAGAACGGAGUAAACAUGCUUGGUCUAGGGGCCUACGAUAGCAGCAGUGACGAUGAAGUGGAGAGCAGAUCACCUUCUAUUCUACCGAAGCAGAAAGGCGACAACCAGCAGGCUCAACCCUUGCAAACGAUCAAAGAUACAGUAGGAACUGUCAAUGAAAAUACCCCACUAGAGAAGAUUCCCGGCUCUGAAUCAGACGGACCUGUUCUUGGGCCGACGCAUGAGGACUCACAAAAUGCACACCAACACCCGGCCCAACCGUCACAGGUUUUCUCAGCGAGCCGUACAUUGAUCCAUGACCUAACACUUCCUCCGACCCCAAACCUAGACAUACCACCAUCUCCACCUGGCUCUCCCAAUCCCGCAGUAAACGCCAAGUUUGUUCACUUUCUCUCUUUGAAAAAGCAAGGCAUGCAUUUCAACGAAAAGCUAGCUGGGUCUACAUCACUCAAAAACCCAAGCUUGCUAAAAAAGAUGAUGGAUCAUGCAGGAAUCGAUGAUCAAGCACAGUAUCAUGCUUCGCUACCGCCUGAGAUAUGGAGCGCAAAUGGUCUGCCAAGAUGGGGGUUUAAGGAGGAACUGCUAAAGGCACAGCGAGAAAUUCAUAGUAGGGCCGAAGAAAGAAAACUGGCGGGGCAAAGAGAUGCUAUCAAUUUCGUGGCUGCCACGCCUAGCGACUUGACCCGAACUGGCUCCGGUUCUAAUUCAAGGAUGAAACCAAGGUAAUAUGCUUCUUUGCUUCUAUGGUUUUCCAGCUUGUAGGAUUUGCCGCCAAUUGAAGGCCAGGGCAGUAUGGCCAAGCGCACACUGUUUCAGAAGCCAGGAAAGAUCUUUCUCCGGCCAAGAAGCCUGCGAGAUGCCUCUCUGCGUUGGGGCAAGAAAUUAGGCUAGUGAUCGUAUCUCCCGUUCCCAUAUGUCUAUAUCAAUGGACCCUCAAGGGAAGGAGUGCUGGUCGGGUGGUCGUACGAUUGAUCGGAAAGAUGGUGGCUACUAGGGGACAACAUUCAGGUUUUAUUUCCUCCUGCUAGCGCACUUGGGAAAUGAAGUUUGAAUGACGAGGUAGUGUAGGAGACACCUUAUGCUCGCCAUGUUAUUAGGCAGAAUCAACUCCGUAC
Messenger RNA from Aspergillus ibericus CBS 121593, 1330 nucleotides. Its product is annotated as HCNGP domain-containing protein. The record is from RefSeq and is a predicted model, not a curated record. The coding region runs from base 231 to 941 and encodes 236 amino acids. The transcript has 3 exons. Gene Ontology annotation, biological process: regulation of DNA-templated transcription. Gene Ontology annotation, cellular component: nucleus. NCBI's taxonomy places the organism in Eukaryota, Fungi, Ascomycota, Eurotiomycetes, Eurotiales, Aspergillaceae.